AUGCUGUUAUUUUCUAAAAAAUCAAAUUACUUUUUUGCACCAUUGUACUAUAGGGGAAGCAAUAAUACACAUCUUUUAUACCAUCCACCAGCAUUUACAAGAAGUUUCCAAACAACUACUGUAGUUUACUUACCAACAGGUUUAAAAUAUAAAUUGACAUAUUUACAAAAAAAUCAGAGCUUAGUUAAUAAGAGCCCCAGCGAACUGAAAAAACUAAAAACUGUGAAAAAAAAUAAGUUACAUAAAUUACACAAGACUUCCUAUUCCAAGCAACAAGCUUAUUCAAAAUUAACAUCCAAGUAUGGUAUUACCAAAGAACAAUUGGAAGGGAUAAGAUUAGGCCCAACUUCGGAUUCGGAUUUACAGUUGCUAUUAUUGAGUGAUGACAAAGCUAAACAUGACAUCAACGGUGAUUUAAUUAAAAGAGACAGAAGGUUAUUAUAUACUAUUUUGGGUGUAACUGGUGAACAGUUGAGAGAUGCAAAGCUAGUGACUAAAGAUGUUGAAAAAUUUUUGAAAAGGCAUCAAGUUGAAAAGGCGUUAUUUUUAAUAAGAUUAGCAGGACCCACUCGUGGUGUUGCUGGUAUGAACAAAUUAAUUGAAUAUUAUUUAACUAGUAUGCAGGACGCAAAAGCUGCCAUUGACCUAUUUAAUUGGAGGAAAAAAUGGGGCAUACUUCCUAACGCCCAAUCAUACACUAUUUUAUUUUCUGGAAUUGCCGGCUUGGCUCAGCCGAUUUCUGCCCAUUUAACCAAAAAAUUGAUGAGUAUUAUUAUUGGCUUAGUUCAUAAACAGGAAUUAAAUACCAUUCAUUUGAAUUCAGCAAUGGAUGCCCUAUGCAAUUGUUGUAAACCGGAGCAUGUUUUUCAUUUAUAUGAUAUGAGACCCAAAGGGAUCAAAAAGGAUAAAAUAACUUACAAUAUUUUAUUGAAGGCAUUGGGUAAAAUUUCAAAAGAUAUUGAUGAUAGACAAUUUACUUUGUUAGUUAGUGAAACAAUUAAACAUAUUCCACCCAAGUAUUUUGAUUCUCAAAUGGCCUAUCAGCUAUGUUAUUGUUUUGCGGCCAAAAUAAAAAGUAAAAGCAAGGGUUCUUCUUCAUUAUCCACCAAUAACUCAGAACAAUGUGAAAACUUAUAUUUGAACGAAACCUUGAGUGGAUUAUAUAAUUACUUUAAAUUUGACGAUAUAGAGAACGACAAUGAAUUACAACCCAAGAUAUUACCUAAUCUAAGAGAUCAUUGGGGUAUCAACGAAAAAUUUGAACUAAAUUCACAUGUUUUUGGGUUAUUAAUUGACAUUUUAAAUGAGAUUGGACAAUACAAAAACAUGAGAAAGUCAUUCGAGCUGCUACUUAGUAAGGAACAAAGUAAGGCAGCUACUGGUAAAAGAACUGGUAUAUUCGAAAUAUUAACACCUGAUAUCAUAGAACGCUAUAUGGAGUAUAUCAUAAAGGGCUAUCCAUCUGUGUGCAGCAACAUUUUGGUUGAUGUUUUUACCCGUAUUGAUGAAAAUUCUCCAUACAAAACUUCAAAACAUAUGCUCGUGUUGGUUUAUAAAAGUUUUAUUAAACAGGCCCAAAAGGGUGAAACAUUUAAAAACAGGACAAAUUUCGUACAUUUGUUGAAAAAUUUUCAAAAAUUUGCUAAAAAAUUUGAAUGUGUUCCAAAAGCUGACACGGUAAUGUCAUGGAAGCCAUGGUCCUUUUAUUUUUCCGUCUUUCAAGAGGGUAACGUUAAAAAUAUUUUGAAUGAAAGCAAAAUAGAGUAUGACCUGAUAUUUGCUGAGUAUUUGAAAAGUUUAAACGCUGGUGAAUUUUGUAUGAAAAAUUUUAUUUCCCAAAAUAAAUAUGGUAGUAAGACUGACUACAAUUUAGCAUCGUUGAAAAUGAUUGAAUUAAAAUGUGUUAGGUUUAUUAGUGAUUAUAUUACGAAAUACUAUACUUUUGCUGAUUUUGAAAAUAAUAAUGGAAAGAUUGAAAGUGAUGUGAUUAGAUAUAGAAGAUUACUGCUAAGGUUUAAAAAAAAAUUAAUUGAGCAUAUUUCCUUAAUAGAAGAAAGAAUAGGUGCUAAAACUAAGCUUGAUGAUCAUAUUAUGCCUAAAGUAGAAGCGGAAGGAAAAGCAAAACAAGACAAAGAGCAAGUAUCAACGAAUUUGAAUGGUGCUGAAAAGACCAGUGAAGAAGAAAGGGAAUCUUUAAUUUUAGACUAUUUAAAGAAGUUGGCUAAAUUGAUAACAAAUUAUGAGACAAAAAGUAAUAUUACAGUCAGCAAUAAUAAUAAAUAA
Molecule: messenger RNA, 2283 nt
Organism: Saccharomycodes ludwigii
Lineage: Eukaryota; Fungi; Ascomycota; Saccharomycetes; Saccharomycodales; Saccharomycodaceae
Gene: MRX1
Product: Mrx1p
Exons: 1
Coding region: 1-2283 (760 amino acids)
Molecular function (GO): protein binding
Source: RefSeq, a predicted model, not a curated record